Entrophospora sp. SA101 is the source of this 1068-nucleotide messenger RNA. The record is from the annotation of a GenBank genome assembly. NCBI's taxonomy places the organism in Eukaryota, Fungi, Glomeromycota, Glomeromycetes, Entrophosporales, Entrophosporaceae.
AUGGCAACUCCUUCACCUCACUUAGUUUCUCUUCUUCAAAGUAAACUUGAUACACUAAUAGGGAAGAAAUCAAGUUACAUCGAAAAUUUAUCUGAACCUGUUAAGAAACGAGUAAAUGCAUUGAAGUAUUAUCAACAAGAACACGCGAAAUUAGAAGCAAAAUUUCAACAAGAGAUUUUAGCUGUUGAAAAAAAAUACUCGGAACUAUAUAAACCUUUAUAUGAUGUUCGUUCAAAAAUUGAUACUAUCAAAGAAAAAGAUAUUAAAGAAAAGAAAAUUGAUACUAAGGGAGAAGACACUGAAAAGAAUGACGCUAAAGAAAAUGAUACUGAGAAGAAUGAUAUCGAAGAAAAAGGUACUGAAGAAAAAGAUACUGAAAAAGGUACUGAAGAAAAAGAUACUGAAGAAAAAGAUACUGAAAAAGGUACUCUAGCAAAAGAUACUGAAGAAAAAGAUACUGAAAAAGGUACUCUAGAUAAAGAUACCGAAAAGGAUAAAAAAACACAAGAAGUUUGCAAUCCUAGUAAAGGAAUUCCUGAAUUUUGGCUUACAGCCAUGAAAAACGUAGAAAGUAUUGAAAACUUGAUUACUGAGCAAGAUGAAGAAGCAUUAAAACAUCUGGUUGAUAUUAGAAUGUUAUAUCUUGAAGAAAAACCAGGGUUUAAAUUAGAAUUUGAAUUUGACGAAAAAAAUCCUUUCUUUACAAACAAAACUUUAUCAAAAACCUAUUAUUAUCAAGAAGAACCUGGGUAUGGUGGUGAUUUUAUUUACGAUCACGCUGAAGGCGAAAAAAUAAAUUGGAGGCUAGGAAAAAAUCUUACUGUUAAAAUAGAAACAAAAAAACAAAAACAUAAAAGUACAAAAAAAUCUCGUAUAGUGAAAACUACAGUACCAGUAGAUUCAUUCUUUAAAUUUUUCAGUCCACCAAUCCCACCAAAAUUAAAAGAUAAACUUAUUCCUCAUGCUAUCGAUUGGUACACUGGCAAAGCUUUAAAAUAUGAGGAAACAUUUGAUUAUAGCAGCAAUUGGAAAGAGCGGGAAAAAAUACCCGAAUGUAAACAACAAUGA